Mangifera indica (mango) is the source of this 2230-nucleotide messenger RNA. Its product is annotated as protein HIGH CHLOROPHYLL FLUORESCENCE PHENOTYPE 173, chloroplastic-like. The record is from RefSeq and is a predicted model, not a curated record. NCBI's taxonomy places the organism in Eukaryota, Viridiplantae, Streptophyta, Magnoliopsida, Sapindales, Anacardiaceae. Bases 199 to 1947 code for a protein of 582 amino acids. The transcript is spliced from 17 exons.
UUCCCAAAUUCUAAAGCAACUGUUGAGAGCAGGCACGUUUGUGGUCUACAUUUACUCUUCCAUUUCAAAUAUCAGCAACUAAACCCUGAACCAAGGCUUUGUUUCUUCUUCUUCGCCACUGAUAAAAAUGCACUGUUGUUCUUCUACCAAACUCUAUUCAUCAACUUCAUCUCCUCCCAUCUUCUAUCUCCAGUGACAAUGCAGGGUUCUUCAUCAGCUGCUGGUAGGAAGUUUUCGAAAGAUUGUUUGCAUCCUCAGUUGCUGUCCUCUUCUCCAUUGCCUAAUCCCUUUCUUCAACUUAAUAACUUAUCAAACGCUUUACUUCACAAAAACAGCUCAUUUAAUCUACCUUCAAGAACGUAUAGAGGAACUAUAUCAACUAAAUCUUGGGACCUUGGUAGAUUCUUGAAAACAUUGUAUUUUUUCAACGGGCCCCCAUCUCCAGCUAAGUUUGUUGAAUUCAUAAUUGACAAGUUAUCGAGUUCGUUGCCCCAAGAACCAGUGAAGAAGAUGGAAAAUUCAGGAAUUGUGCUUGUAGCUGGAGCUACUGGUGGUGUAGGCAGAAGAGUGGUUGGUAUUUUGCUGAAAAAAGGGUUGCCUGUACGAGUGCUGGCAAGAAAUGAAGAAAAGGCAAGAAGGAUGUUGGGUCCCGAUGUUGACUUGGUUAUUGGAGAUAUUACCAGGGUUAGCACAUUAAAACCUGAGUACUUUAAAGGAGUGAGAAAAGUCAUUAAUGCUGUUUCUGUGAUCGUUGGCCCAAAGGAAGGAGACACUCCUGAAAGAGCAAAAUACAGCCAAGGAAUCAAGUUCUUUGAACCAGAGAUCAAAGGUGAUUCGCCUGAAAAGGUUGAGUAUUUGGGGAUGAAAAAUUUGAUUAAUGCUGUAAAGGGGAGUGUUGCACUUCGAAGUGGGAAAUUAAUAUUUGGAUUUGAAGAUGAUAGUUUUAAAGAACUCCCUUGGGGUGCUUUAGAUGAUGUUGUGAUGGGGGGCGUUAGUGAAAGUACAUUUCAAAUUGACCAUACUGGGGGUGAAAAUGGUGGACCAACAGGGCUUUUUAAAGGUGUUGUUUCCACAGCAAACAAUGGUGGCUUUACAAGUAUCAGAACAAGGAAUUUUUCUGAGCCAGAGGAUCUUUCUGCUUAUGAUGGUUUGGAGCUACGUAUAAAAGGUGAUGGCCGUCGGUAUAAACUUAUUGUUCGCACUAGUCCUGAUUGGGAUACCAUGGGUUACACAGUGGGAUUUGACACUGUGGAAGGCCAGUGGCAAUCUGUACGGUUGCCAUUCUCUUCUUUGAGGCCCAUAUUUCGAGCACGAACUGUACUAGAUGCUCCACCUUUUGACCCUAGCAAUAUGGUGUCAUUGCAGCUCAUGUUCAGCAAGUUUGAAUAUGACGGGAAAUUAAAUCCCACUUUUGUAGAAGGGGGAUUUCAGCUUCCAGUAUCGAGCAUACGUGCUUAUAUAAAGGAACCUAUCACUCCAAGGUUUGUCCAUGUGAGUUCUGCAGGAGUUACCAGGCCUGAAAGGCCUGGACUGGAUCUUAGCAAACAACCUCCUGCUGUACGCUUGAACAAGGAGUUGGAUUAUAUUCUCACAUUUAAGUUGAAGGGGGAGGAUUUAAUACGAGAAAGUGGAAUCCCAUAUACCAUUGUAAGGCCUUGUGCAUUAACUGAGGAGCCUGCUGGAGCAGAUCUCAUUUUUGAUCAAGGAGACGACAUAAUGGGAAAGAUAUCUAGGGAAGAGAUUGCUCGUAUAUGUAUUGCUGCCUUGGACAGUCCAUUUGCAUGUGAUAAAACGUUUGAGGUUAAGAGUACCGUUCCAUUUAGUGAACCCUUUACAGUUGACCCUGAAAACCCACCCCCAGAAAAGGACUACAACGUCUAUUUCAAAACCUUGAAAGAUGGCAUUACCGGAAAAGAAAGUUUGGAACAAAGUCCAGUACCGGUCUGAUGCUCGCAUGUGGAAGGUCCACCUUCAACACUAUACCUUGAAUAUUUUCUUACAGCGGUACACCAUCAGAGCUGCUUAAAAGAGAACAUAGGUUAAGAAGAGAAAUUCAGCAUCACUAGGUUAAUGUUAGUUCAUGUAAACAUUGUAAAAUAAGUUGGUUAAGUAGAAACAAGUUAUAUCAUGUUUGGCAUGGUGAUAGGUAAUGCUCUGUACAUUUUCAUGUAUACAUAAGCAUGACAAUGCUGAAAUGGCAAAAUUCCAAAACAUCAUAUUUGCUCUUUCA